AUGUCCAAUUUUCAGCAGCCUCCUACCACUGCUAAUCUUUUCUUCUUUGCCGGUAAAAUUGGUUUUGCGGCGCUUUUCAGACUCCUGAGUGCCCCAGUUCGCUGGAUGAACUGGAACGGGGCUCCAGUCUUGUUCAAAGAUGUUGUCUUUGCCGCAAUUCGCUGCAUGGUCUCCAAUCUCACCAUCGCCCAGGCUCGCUAUCUUUACAAAAGUACUUCAGAGACAUACGAAGCCUUUUGCAAGAAAACAAAUCAAGAGCCGAAGACUCUCAAAUUGGGCGACGGCGAUGCUACUGCUCAUUGGAUUGGGGAGGAGGACGCUGACACUGUGAUUCUUUAUCUUCAUGGCGGCGGAUACACCCAACCUUGCACAAUUGAGCACAUGCAAUAUUUGAAUCGUCUAGUUAAAGACAUCAACAAAGAUCUUUCCGAUAGCACUGCAUCCACAUCUAUCUCUGUGCUACUCCUCGCCUACACUCUCGCGCCUGAAGUGCAGUUCCCAGAACAGCUGAAGCAAGCUUCUACGAUGCUCUCACAUCUCCUUCACGACGGCAAGAGAGCGUCAUCUAACAUACUGAUCGGUGGAGAUUCGGCUGGAGGCAAUUUGGCACUCUCGUUACUUUCGCAUUUACGUCACCCGCACCUCGAUAUUCCCAGUGUGCCUCUUUCGGUGCCUCUAAGAGGUGUUUUCCUCUUUAGUCCAUGGGUAAGCUUUGAUACUAGUCAUGACAGUUUCGCCAGAAAUGCUGGAAAAGAUGUUCUUGUAGCGAACAUGCUCCGAAAAUGGGCAGGCAUGUUUCUUGGGACGGUAAAUGGAGAGAUUGAUCCGGGUGUUGUGGCUGGUGGUAAUAAUUACAGUGAGCCGCUGCUCGCCAACGCUUCUUGGUGGGAAGGCAUGCAUAAAAUCGUAGGCUGUGUAUGGAUGUACGGUGGUGAAGAUGAAAUUUUUAUCGACUCACAGCGCGCAUUUGCGUCAAAAUUUCUGGAGGGAUGGAAAUCUGGUGGGGGUCUCGAAGAAAAUGUUGUGUUUGACUUUGCCACAGACAACGCCCACAUUGGACCGAUCUUGGAUGUCAUGCUGCAAUAUGAAGAGAAGACCGGGACACAGUUGGGUUUCGAGAAAUGGUUGAAAGGAAGUCGGGCAUAG
This is a messenger RNA of Sclerotinia sclerotiorum 1980 UF-70, 1146 nucleotides long. RefSeq lists its product as hypothetical. Gene Ontology annotation, molecular function: hydrolase activity. NCBI's taxonomy places the organism in Eukaryota, Fungi, Ascomycota, Leotiomycetes, Helotiales, Sclerotiniaceae. The transcript has 3 exons. Bases 1 to 1146 code for a protein of 381 amino acids. The record is from RefSeq and is a predicted model, not a curated record.